UUUUAUCAAAGAAACAUCCCCUCAUACUUCGUAUAACAUUUCUGCUGGAUAAUAUUAUUCUACUCUCAUUGUUCUGUUACCGAAUUACGUCGAAGAACUCGUUUUAUCUUGGGAAAAUGUUUUCGUUAGUGGGAAAUACUUUCUUGAGAACAGUGUUUACGUGACUAGAGUUAUAUUACUACCUAUUUUUCUAAACGCUUUUUGCAGGUUUAUCCGGUCGAAUUGUUCCAACAAGCUCAAGAAAGUAUUUUGACUUCGGACAAACCUGCACGAACAAUCUCUGAAAGUAUCCUUGGACGAAGUAUGCUCCUGCGAUUUCAUUCAAAUUGGCUGCUGAAAUCUUUGCUUAGAAGCCCGCUACUAAAUCUGGAUUUGUAGUGAUUCUGAUGACGAACUUGAUGAAAUUCAAGAUAAUGAGGCCAUCUUGGCGGCAACCGGAGUUUACAAGGGCCGGGUGCCGCUUAUGGGUUCUGAAGGCGUACGGAUCCUAGAGAAGGCCAAAGGAGCUAGCUCAUCUUCUCAUUCGGCAUAUGAUGAUCGGGUUACCCGCCUCGAGAAACUAUUGGAGGAACGUGAAGUCGAGGCUCGAAGGCGGGAUGAAGAAGCUCGGAUACGGGAUGAAGAGCAAAGAAGAACAAGAGAAAGGUUGGAAGAGAUGGAACGCCAAAUGCGUAUUUUCAACGCCACCUACCGUCCAUCCAUGCACAUACAGCACCCCGAGAUGACCCCACAAGUUCCCUUCGCGAGCAAUAUGGGCAAUAUGGGCAGUAUGGGCAGUAGGGGUUUUGCUAAUUAUAGUCAUAUCUCCAACAACUUUCCAUAUGGAUAUUAUGAUGAUAUCCCGACUCCCGGAGCUCAAGCUUACCGUGGCAGCAGCCGUGCUGGCAGCCGCAGUGGCAGUCGAGGCAGCCAUCGUGGUGGCAGCCGUGGCCACGGAAGGCAACCCGAUCAUCGUGACGAACCUAAUGAUGAUGAUGCUGAUUAUGAUGACCAUUGAUGGUUUGUAAUAAUUAGUUUAUUGACAUUUUAAGGAUUUUUAAAUUUUGAUGUGUUAAUGUAUGAAUAUUAAUUAUUUGUGUUAUAUAAUAAUGGUUUGAUUA
Messenger RNA from Cuscuta europaea, 1100 nucleotides. The record is from the annotation of a GenBank genome assembly. Lineage: Eukaryota; Viridiplantae; Streptophyta; Magnoliopsida; Solanales; Convolvulaceae.